Aphidius gifuensis is the source of this 1911-nucleotide messenger RNA. Its product is annotated as protein deltex-like. The record is from RefSeq and is a predicted model, not a curated record. Gene Ontology annotation, biological process: Notch signaling pathway; protein ubiquitination. Lineage: Eukaryota; Metazoa; Arthropoda; Insecta; Hymenoptera; Braconidae. Gene Ontology annotation, cellular component: nucleoplasm. Gene Ontology annotation, molecular function: zinc ion binding; ubiquitin protein ligase activity.
AUAAAAAAAUAUUUGAGUAUAAUAAUAUUUACUAAAUAAAUAAUAUUUAUUUUUUAUUGUAAAUUGAAACAAAUAUGUUCUCACGCUUUUAUUGGUAGUUGUAUAUUUGUGUGUGAAUACUUGAUGCUGUUGAAUAAAGUGUAUACAUAAUUGGGUAUAAAUAAUAUAUACAUAAAUUCCAUUGUGGAGAUGAACGCCCAGGGACAACAUCAUGUACAAGAACAUGGACAUGCUGUGGUUGUAUGGGAAUGGGAAAAUCGUCAAGGUAGAUGGAGACCAUAUAAUCCAGCAGUAUCACAACAUCUUGAAAGAGCACAUUUUAAAAAAUUAACACAAGUUUUUUUAAAUGAUGCUGAUCCAACACUUGAUCAAUAUUAUAUUAAUUUAAAAACAAAAACACAAUGUAGUGAUGAUGGAGAAGAAAUACACAAUGUUAGGGAAGAAGAAUAUGAUUGGCAUACUUAUGAUAUGGAUGUACAAUGUCUUAUUGAAGAAUCAUGGGCAAUGGGUAAUAAAACAAUUGAUGUAUCAAAAACAUAUCUUGGUUUUCCAUAUAUUAUAAAUUUUUGUAAUUUAACACAAGUUAGAUGUUGUUCUGGAUAUGUUAGACCAAUUCGUCGUGUACAACAAGCUCCAUAUCCACUAGUCAAAGUAACACUUGAAGAAUUACAAUAUGCAACUGGUAAAAAACCAUUACCACAAUUACAAGUUAAAAAUUUAAAUAAUAAAUCAACUCAUAAAAAACAACCAUGUGGUAGUAGUAAAAAAAAUAGUAAAAAAAAUAAAAGUAGUGAUAAUGGAGCAACAAAUAUUGCACGUGUUAUACUGAGUAAUUUUAAUAUUUUUAGUACAAGUAAUAAACACAGUAUAGAUAAUAAUAAUUCAACAACAACAACAACAGCUCCAUCAACACAAUCAUCACAACAAACAACAACAGCAGCAGGAACAACAACAACAACAAGAUCACAAAUUGAUCAACAUGCAACAUCAAAACAACAAAAAAAUUGGGAAAGUUUACUUGAUGUUGAUUCUAGUAGUACAAAAUCUGGACGUCGACCAAGUGUUGAUACAGUAUCAACAUAUCUUAGUCAUGAAAAUCCAAUUGAUUUACUUGAUAGUAGUGUUGGUAGUGAUGAUGCAUUUAAAGAUGCUGUUGGUGUUGAUGUACAUUCAGAUGUUAUAUCACAAUAUGUUAAAGUUGUAGAAAGUGAUGGUACAGAUUCAUGUCCAGUUUGUCUUGGUACACCAGAACCAUUAACUGUUGAAUUAACACGUUGUCGUCAUAGAUUACAUCUUGCAUGUUUAAAUGCAAUGUUGAGUUCAAAUUGUGUUGCAAAUUCAAUGUAUAUACAGUGUCCAGUAUGUCGUAUGAUUUAUGGAGAAAAAAGAGGUAAUCAACCACCUGGAAGUAUGAAUUGGACUCGUAUAUCAAGAUCAUUACCAGGCUUUCCACAUUCACACACAAUUCAAAUAACAUAUGAUAUACCAUCAGGUAUUCAAGGACCAGAACAUCCAAAUCCAGGACAAACAUAUUAUGCUGUUGGUUUUCCAAGAAUAUGUUAUUUACCUGAUAAUGAUUUAGGACGUCAAGUAUUAAGAUUAUUACAAAUUGCAUUUGAAAGACGUUUAACAUUUACAAUUGGUCGUUCAGUUACAACUGGACGUGAAGAUGUUGUUACAUGGAAUGAAAUACAUCAUAAAACUGAACUUGGACAUUCAACAUCUGGUCAUGGUUGGCCAGAUAUUAGUUAUCUUGAUCGUACAUUAUCUGAACUUGCUGCACAAGGUAUUACUGAACAAUCAGCAGGCAUGUCACUAUAUCAAGAAUUACGUUAAUUUAAAUACACAAUACAUUAACAAACAACAUGGGCAUAGCAAAAAUAUAAUUUUAUAUUUAUAAUCUUCCAUUAG